Trichobilharzia regenti is the source of this 7686-nucleotide messenger RNA. Lineage: Eukaryota; Metazoa; Platyhelminthes; Trematoda; Strigeidida; Schistosomatidae. The record is from the annotation of a GenBank genome assembly.
AUGUCUAACCACUCAUCAUCAAACGUUAAUGACUUUAAAUCACCUGAAGGUACAAGCCAUUGUUUUUUCGAAGCAUCGGUAACCCCUCAUUCUGAAACACAUAAGUCAGGAGCUUUCUGUGCAUUUAACCGCCAAGUUCAUAGUCUGCAAAUACCUAAAGGCAAUAGUUUUCACCUUAAUUAUGAUUCGAAGAGCCCGCUUCAUAGAUGGGCUGCCAGCGAUAGAUUGCGUCUGAUCCAUUUCCUUCAGGAAAUCCAGCUGGACAGAGCUUUGGAUGUACUACCAGACAACUGUACAUAUGAGGAUUUAUUUAAGUGUCCACUAGAGGAGUUGCGUAAUGUGCUCUCUGGCUGCCUUACCGAGUUGGAAGUCAACUCCCUCUACUCACAUUUACAUUCGUGUACCUCUAUCGGCAAGCAUGAAACGGAAUCACGAUCUCACCUUGAAGAUCCUCAUGUUAGAAGGUGUUCAGAAACUCGUCCUGUCCAUCAGGAGCGACCAGGAAGUACAUGUGGUCAACACCGUCCUCGUACAUCACUGGGUUCACUCUCCUGUGCAUCUGCAGAAUCCUCUUCCAUUUUCAUAGGGGAUAAACCGUUGGACAACACAAAUUCAAUAACCUCUGGCGAAAAUGAAUGCAACUGUGACUGCGACUUGUCAAAAUCUGAUCUAGUACAGCUCUCUACAAGUGUUAAACGAGCAUCUUCGCUUGGUUCGGAUAAUGUAUCACAAAUCCUUCCGAAUUAUCGUCCGUCUUCAUUAUCCAUUUCAUCAGCUCUAACUGACAGCCACUCACUUUCUCUUCAGGAAGAUGCCAACACGAAUUCCAUUACAGGCCCCGUACCAUGUUUGGCUCAAGCCAACCUGUCGACCUCUGAAGUUUGGAAAAAUUCACAGUCACCACGGAAUAUUUGUGAUAGUCAAACUAAGCACUGUUCAAUAACAUGUCCUAUAUCAUCAGCUUCCUGUAAAGCGCCAAAACAGCAAAUAAAUACGAAUACUUAUUCUGAAGCCUCGAGUGUAUCUUACGCAAUUCCCUCUUUUUAUCGUCAUGGCAGUAAUGAACCGCAGUUGUCUCCGUAUUUUUCAAGUCAUUUAUCUAAUUAUGAAAGACAUUCCAUGUCCAGCACUCUCUUGCGAAUAAAAGGUAGUUUCAUUGGUCAAUCUGCACCGAAUUUAUUGUAUUAUAUGCGGGAUCCGAAUUACAACGAAUUUUCAAACUGCAGAAAUUCUUACUUGCAUAUAUCAUCAGCGUACACUCCACCCUCAAGUUUGAAAAGCCCUUCGUUACCAAUGAAUUCAAACGCUCCUGUGUUACAUGCUACUGAGAGUCCCAAGGGCGAAGAAGUUGAUUCACAUUCUGGUAAAAUUUCCCAUGGAAAGUCUUCGCUAGCAUCCACCUCUAUGGAUAUUAGAGAUACAGCUGAAACCACUCGUACUCUGACAUCACUGCCUUUUCAUAAUCAGCGUCGUAGUAUGUUAGUGAGCGGUUUAGGUAGUUUAAGUGGUAGCAGUAGUUGUAUGGCUGAUCGAAGCAUGUCCAGUCCUGCGCCGUCUAAUGAACCGGAAAGUCCAUUUUUCUCUGCUGCAUCUCUUUCUCACAACGAUAUGACCUACUUUAUAUCACCGAAAAACAGCUUUGUUCCAUGUGAACCAAACUUAAAUAAAUCAUCUGAUCAUUCUGAAAAUACCGUAUCACAAACAGAGAUAUCAAGUAUUCAUUAUGAUGCAGACCAACAGCAGGAUAAAGGCGUAGCUCAACCAGUGGUCUCUCAAACAAACUGUAAACCAAACACAAAUACUGUCACUUCUCAACGAUCAUAUGAUAUUUCAUUCAAUGAAAAACGGAAUUUCGCUCCACGCUUGCAUUUGGGGAAUAAACAUACGGUUGAUUGUCGUCGCUGGUCUCUAGCCUCACUACCUUCAUCCGGUUAUGGCACUAAUGCAUCGGAAAGUGGUAGUCAUUUGUCCCGUAGUCGAUGUUCAUCUCGAGAAAAUGUCUCGCAUAUUCCUCCAGCACAGAUCAACACUCAACAUCCCAUAAGCCGUGCAACUUCAGUUUUUAGGAAGUAUCAAACAUCAUCGCAAAUGGCAUCAACUAAAUGUUUACCAAUUGAACGUUCCUAUUCAAUGAGAUCACCUUCGAUACCUGUAUCUUCACACUUUCCAAAUUCUAUAUCUCCAUUGUCAUUCUCAUCAUCUGUUGGUCAAAAUGAAACAUCAUCAGGUAUUUACGGCACUUCACGUUCACCGAAAGACUCAUAUACAUCAGAAACAGGAAAUGAUAAUUCACCGUUUAAUGUUUCAUCUCCAUUGUAUACUUCAGUGUGCGGCGCAGAUUCUAAAAGUGUACCAAUUACUCCUAUUACUCGUACAUCACCUAGAAUUAUACAUGGUUUCAAUAGCGGGAUUCAAGUAUGUAUGAACUCUAGCUUUGGGAGUUGCCGGACACGUUCUCGUAGCUUGAGUCCUUUGCGUGUCACAAAUGUUGGUGGUGAACAAGAUAUACUACUGUUAAACCAUGUUUACCGAGAACGUUUCCCAAAGGCUUCUGCUCAUAUGCAGAAACAGUUAGCUUCUCUUGCUGAUGAAAUGGAAAACAUGGAUACAGUGUCUUGGAGUGCAGUGGCCAGGUUUGUUCACUGUCAAGUUGUACAACAUGCACGAGAUUGUCUUCAGAAAGCCCUUUCUGGUCUUGUCACCUGUCGUUAUUUUUACGAAAUGACUGAAAAUUUGGGAAAGCUCAUUGAAGAUACGCGUGCUCGAGAUGCAGAUUCUAUUCCCCUUGUAGUCACCUUUGUUCGUCGACUCCUCCUGAUUAUCGCACGUCCUGCACGUCUACUUGAAUGUUUGGAAUUUGAUCCAUCUGAAUUUUAUCAGUUAUUAGAAGUUGCUGAAAAUCAUGUGCGUCGUCGAACACAUUCAGUGAGCUUGCCAGGAUCACAGAUCGUGUCAGCUGAUGUACCGUUAUACAUUAUCUCAAAGUUGGGUCUCAGUAAAACAGUUCUAGAUGAAUCACAUAAUAUGGGGAAUUCACGUUUGUGUCGUUCUGACAUAGAUGGUACAUCUCAAUCAGAGGGAAUGAAAUCCGACUUCACAACUAGAAAUAGAACAACAAGUGGGUCAAACUUGGAUAGUUGUGUGAAUGAUGAGAAUGACAUAGUAUCACGAACAGCACGUAGCUCUAGCAGUUAUGCGCCUAUCCGUCCUCCAUGUGAAGCUGAUUUCGAGGUGAUUAAACUGAUAUCAAAUGGUGCAUAUGGUGCCGUUUAUCUUGUUAGACAUAAAAUUACUCGACAGAGAUUUAGCCUAAAGAAAAUUCGUAAACAACAUCUACAACUGCGUAAUCAAGUGGAACAAGUUUUUGCUGAACGGGAUAUUAUGAGUUUUGCAGACAAUCCGUUCGUUGUUAGCUUAUGUUGUACUUUUGAAACAAAAAAAUGUUUAUGCAUGGUUAUGGAGUAUGUUGAAGGUGGUGAUGUAGCCACUUUGUUAAAGCAUAUCGGAGGACCGUUACCAUUAGAUUUGGCUAGAAUGUAUUUUGCAGAGACAGUACUAGCCUUAGAAUAUUUGCAUAAUUAUGGAAUAGUUCAUCGUGAUUUGAAACCAGAUAAUUUACUGAUAACGCAUGAAGGUCAUAUCAAGUUGACUGAUUUCGGUCUAUCACGGAUCGGUCUAAUGAAUUUAGCCACCAAUUUAUAUGAGAAAAAUUUAGAUUUGGAAAAAGAUUGUAAAAUGUUUCGUGAUAAACAAGUAUUUGGAACACCGGAAUAUAUUGCACCAGAAGUGAUUCUUCGUCAGGGUUAUGGUAAGCCUGUUGACUGGUGGUCUAUGGAGGAACUUUUCGAUAAUAUUGUAACAGCUCCAAUCGAUUGGCCUGAAGAGGAAGAGUGGAAGGUGACUCCAUCAGCUGUGGAUAUAAUAACGAAACUUCUUGAACGAGAUCCUUUACUUCGUCUUGGAACUAUUGGAGGCUCUUCUGAGGUUAAAGAGACUCCAUUUUUCUCUGGACCUAGUGCAGUAGACUGGAAUAAUUUGUUAAGACAAAAAGCUGCUUUUGUACCCCAACUUGAGCAUGAUGAAGAUACUUCUUAUUUUGAUCCACGCACCGAUCGUUAUCAACAUGAUGUGGAAAAUGAUGAAGACAUAUAUAUUCCUAUGGAUUAUUCAUCACAUAGUAACCGAUCUUCUCCUGCUCCUCAAAUGUCAGUUACUCGGAAUUUCAGUUUUAAUUCUCCUACUGAUCAAAGUUUAACCAGUGUUAUCCGGCGACCUGCAGCUUCCCGUCUUGGACGUGCUAAACAACAGGCAAUUGAACAUAAACGUAGUCAUAGUUUAGGUGACAACAAUACGCUAUAUCUUCAACCAUUUAAAUCACGUUCUAAAAGUCGAAGUAUUCGUGACUCUCCCAUAAACACUCCACAAUCAUUUACUCAUUCAGAACUCAGUAGUGCUAGUUCUCAGCGUUCUUUAUUCCAUCAAAAAUAUGAACCUGAAAAAGUUGAACACGACCCAGUAACAUCCACUUUAACUGCAGAGUCUGUAGCUGGUCGUAAUGCAUUGCAUAUGUUACAAAAUUUAUCACUAACCUCUAGUACUACAGAAAAUUCAUCAUCUCCAAAGUUGGAAAGUGGUAAUGCCAAUCAUCAGCAAACUGUUUUGUCUGGAGUAAAGCUGGAAAAGCUGAAUAUCGAUGUCACAAAGCGUGGAUUUUCUGAUGAUGACGUCGAUGACACUCAAAAUGUUGGCGAUGAAUCACGUACAUUUCACUACUUCUCUUCGUACUCCCCUCGUUUCUCAGUUGUGUUAGAACAAGCCAGACUGAAUGAACUAUUACAAAACAAUUUGAAUAUGACCUUAAACGAUUCAGAUCAUCCGAAUAAUGAAAAGAGUCCACUUCAUGCUUCACCAUCUCGUUUCCAUCUUGUAUCACAUAAUGACUCAAAUAUCAAGCAUUCAAGUCCCGAAACUUCUAAGGAUGUAUGUCUGCCACCUACAGAUGAACAGUUGUCGAAUUCGAAUAAGAGAGACAACCUGUCUUCUGAAGAACAGAAGAGUAGCAGCAAAAAUAUCUCUCGAUCAUCAGAUGUUCAACCAUGUGGUACUCAAGAUGGCUCAGUAUAUUUGAAUAAUGAUCAUUCACCAUCUAAUGUCGUUGGCUCUAACCCUGCUAUUUCCACUAUCACUCAUCCUGCAACUGAAACCAAAGUUUUUGUUCAUCCCAGUCUCAAGCAGUCAAAUGAAUGUCCCAUUACUUCUGAUGUUGAUGAAAAUUCUAAAUUAUCAGAAUCAGAUUCUAACUCUAGUUUAGAACUAUCACCACAUGAUUCACUCAUACACGUCACUGACAAGCCUUCGAAUGAAAAUGAGUCAAACGCAACAAUGUGCAUGGAUACUGUCAAUAAUUCGCCUGAACUUGUUCAAGAUCCCUUGAUAAAACCACUAAUUCCACCUGUUCGCGAACAUAUGACUGGAAAUACGUCCCUUUAUUCUGCUAAAUCGAUUUCCAAUUCAUCAUCUUCAACAUCAUCGCUUUCACUACCUACUGUUACUCCUCAUAUAAUGCCUCAUACAGAGUCGCUUUACUCUACUCUAACUGAUUAUGAUUCUACUUUACAUAAAAGUCCAUGGUUUUUGAAUGUUGAUUUAAAACCAGAAAAUGAUCAUCUAAGUACCCAUCAAAUAUUAAGAUCAAUGACACGUGCAGAUUGUCAGCAUGGCACUCAAAAUGCAUCUAUGUCUUUUAAGAACACGUCACCUGUUCCAUUUCAAGGUUUUGUACCCCAUACAUCUCAUUUGAAUGCGUGUUUUCCCUAUUCUCUGUCGUCAGCUGAGCAACAACAACAACCUCAGAUGUUAUUAGUCGGUGACAAUUCAUCGCGGAAUACAUACCUACCACAUCCUCCUGUGUGUUCCAAAACUCCCCUAACACUACCACUUUUGUCUUAUUCACCAGGAAUUCCGCGUCAGACCAUAGUAAUUCACAAAGGCAAACAAGGCUAUGGUUUUGUUUUCCGAGCUAUCCGAGUAUUUUUUGGUCGCUCUGAUGCAUAUACACUGCAUCAUCUUGUACUUGGAGUUGUGCCUCACGGUCCAGCAGCCAAAGCUGGUCUCAAAGAAGCUGAUCUGAUUUUGAGCAUUAAUGAUGUAUCAACUAUUGGAAUGUACCAUACAGAUGUUGUCAAGUUAAUUUUACAGAGCGGUACUACUUUACGCCUGCAUGCAACUCCAAUUAGUCAAACAUUCAUUCGUUCUGAUGGCCCAUAUCGUUCUUCUGGCCGUCUCGUACCUCGUGCUUCUCCAACAGAUCAAGUGUUAAACAACAAUGGUAAUAAUACUCCUUGUACUGCUAAAUAUUCAAGUCCUUACGCCGAUAAACAAAUAUCUACACCUUAUGCGCCGUGUAGCACCUUCAAAAAUAGUCACUCUAAUUCUCCUGAAGUACACAAUGAUAAUACAUCAACACCUUUUGAUGUGAAAUCGUAUGCUUCAGUCUGCGCAUCGAAUAAUCCAAAGCAAAAUGAUGAAGCUGCUAGACGCAUAACUCGACGUCUGACAGUUAGAGAAGCUCGACAACGUCAUUUAAAUACUGGAAAUUUAGAACCAAAAGUUCAUUGUCUUCAACCGGAUACCAAUUUAAAUUCAUGCUUCAAUCAAUCGGAUACUGUACCCAUCAACAUACCAACAGACAGAUCAAAAAGUGGUUAUUCCCAGUCAGGUACAUCUUCUAAGACAUCGACACAAACAUAUGCUUCCAUUGCUGCCCAACGAUUCGGUAUCACUCUUGGUCCAACUUGUACAAACCAAGUGAGCUGUAAUCAAGCUGCACAAAAUAACAAUUCAUUUCUUCCACCCCACCGAAGAUCUCUAGAAAAACCUCUUAUACGUCAGUUGAGUGAAAGACAGCAUCGAGCUAUGUUCCCUACAACUGAUGAUACAUCAUCUUCAUCAAACAAUCCAACACUUUAUACUCAGCGAAGUGUAAUCCCCUACAGUUCACCCCAUCAAAGUCCUAGAUCCGACCAUCAGCAACAAAACAACGCUUUUACGUAUCAUAGACCAUCAUUGACUGUCACUUCAAGUUCAUCUGGUUCUUCAGUCUGUUCUUCCGGUUGGUAUUCAGGUGGUGAAUUGUCUCCUCACAGUUCUCCUGGUUCUGGAAGUCCUUCUGUUUCUGGUGUUUCUCGACCUUGUGAUUCUACCCAUCCGCCUAGUAAUCCAUUUCAGCAGCCACGUUUUGGUAGUUUACGUGCCCCAUCUCAUUCAGCUGCCCAAUUUGUCAGUUCUCAUGGAGAUAAUUCUCCAUUUAAGCUAACUUUCACUUGUCAACCAAUGCCGAAAUCCGCAUUUAUUGCACAGAAUCGCAACACACCUCAGUGUAGACACAGUGAUCCUCUACGGCCUGUUGCAACAUCAAGGAGUAAUCGAUCUCUUUGUUCUGUCGUGCCCAAUGCUCAAAAUCCUAACACAUUUGCUGUAUCAGUUCAAGCCUCCAUUACAAAUCCAUCUCAAAAUCCUACUACCCAAAACGUUGAUCUCGACAGGUUCUCAGUUCAAGCUAACGCUCUAGUAUCAUCAGGUCAGGUUCGGCUACGUAGACACAGCCAUCGAUUUGCAGUCCAGCAUGUUGCUUCACCAAGUAGUCCAGCGGAGAGUGGAGAUGAAAAAUCUAAGAAUCACACAUGA